Ceratitis capitata (Mediterranean fruit fly) is the source of this 3042-nucleotide messenger RNA. Its product is annotated as NFX1-type zinc finger-containing protein 1. Gene Ontology annotation, molecular function: helicase activity. Gene Ontology annotation, cellular component: nuclear RNA-directed RNA polymerase complex. Gene Ontology annotation, biological process: regulatory ncRNA-mediated heterochromatin formation. The coding region runs from base 81 to 2924 and encodes 947 amino acids. The transcript has 8 exons. The record is from RefSeq and is a predicted model, not a curated record. NCBI's taxonomy places the organism in Eukaryota, Metazoa, Arthropoda, Insecta, Diptera, Tephritidae.
CGUUCCCUAACGUAACGGUUAACACAUCUUCCUGUGGUGAACGUAAAAUACAACUUAUUAGGUUCAAAAGUUAUCAUAAUAUGUCUAAUUUGGAGUCUGAUGAUCAGGAUUGGUUCAAUAAAGAUGAAGAUGAGAUUUUGCAGGACUUGCAGACUAAAGUAAACAUUGACAACUCUAAAAAUGAAAAAGUAGAAUAUAUACACGGCUCUUCGGAGAUAGACGAGUACCUUCAACAUAAAAGAUUGGAAGCUUCGUCCAAUAUUUCCAAUGUUGCCAAGUCUAGAAAGCUUACAACAGCAGAUAUGCGAAAAUCAUUAGAUAUGGAACCUUUAGAUACUUUCCUCUUUCUUAUAACCAACGAAUCUAAUUUUUUUGUUGAUCAAAUAACUGUAAGUGACGGUUUGGACCGAAUUAUUUUGUACUUACGAAUUUGGUCUCGAAUAUGUAAGCUGGAAUUGCCCGGAUUUCAAAAUGAUCUAUUGAUAUAUUUGGCUAAACACAAAGUAUUUAUGGAGCAAUUGCGUGUUGUGGCCACUAAACUUUUUCGUAAAAAAUUUAAUUCUUUAUGGAAAGACGACGCAGUUAUAAACGAAAUUCUAUCGGCUAUGAACUCCUUAAUUAGACGUUUGCAUAAAAGUCAGCUUUUAACUUCAAAAGUUGUUCAUGUAAUACGCCAAAUUAAGAAAUUAAUUGAGGACAGUGAUAAUACUAAUAUCGUACAACGGCUGGAAUGUGACCACUUAGUUCUUGUUUUGAAUAGAGUAAUACGGGGAGAAAAGACAGAGCUGAAGGAGAACACUAAAAUUUAUCCCUCACCGGAGGAACUAUCUGCGAACGCAAAGGAAUAUACAGAAAGUGUGAAAAGUGUACAACCUUCUGAUAAUAUGGACGUAUUAGAAUACAUAACGUUGCAGAAAGAAAUUCUACGUGAAGAUUUUAUGAUUCCAUUACGUGAAUUUGUUAUAAAAUUAAAAGACCAGUUACCUAUGGCACAUGGACCGGAAAUCUAUGAGGAUGUAUGCAUUGUUCUUAACAAGGACUUUGUUAAUGUCAAACGCCAUGAAAUGAUGUUCAUUGAUGUACUCGGCAAAGAACGACCGGUUAAUGGAAAUGAUGUGGUAGUUUCACGCCAAAUAAAAGCUAAUUUAUCGGCCAUUAAAACGGGGGCAUUACUCCUACUGACAACCAAUAGGAACUUUGAAAAUCUUAUUUUAGCUACAGUUACAUACACCGAUGGGGAAUUGCUUGGUUUAGGAUAUAUCAGCAUUGAAAUUGUGCGCAAUUACAAUAUAACCGCAAUAUAUGACCGACCUUUCUUAAUGUUCGAAACACCGGCCUUCUUUGAACCGUAUAACAAUGUCUACAAGUACUUAAAUGAUUACGGCGAUGACGAUCUUCCCAUGAAGCAGUAUAUUAUAAAUGGUCAGAGAGAAGUAUGUUCACCUCGUUACGUAGAACCAAACAAAUCGUAUACUUUUGAAGGCGAAUCAUUUAAAAUAAAUGCAACACAAUCGGACAAACCGAAAAAACUGCCCCUGAAUGAAUCUCAGUGGAAAGCAUAUCGGGAAGCCUUAACGAAGGAAUUUUCUCUAAUACAGGGGCCACCAGGUACAGGUAAAACACACUUAUCCGUGCAGUUGGUUCGUACACUAAUUAAUAAUGCGAAAACACCUAUUGUAUUAAUCACUUACACUAAUGAUUCGUUGGAUAAGUUCUUAUUGAAAUUGUCUGAAUAUACCAGCAACAUUUUACGUUUUGGAAGCCAAACACGUAUACCAGAACUUUCAAAAUUCAAUGUAAGGCACGAAUCCAACCAGAAAGAAAUGGUGAAUCCCCAUCUUAAGCGCCUUUACUAUAUUACUAAUGAAGAGUUUAAGGCGAAAUUUCAAAAAAUGCAAGAAAUUCAUACACAGAUUGAUGGUAGUGAGGAAUCUUAUCAGAGUUUGUUAGCUGCACAACGCACUGUUAGCGAAGUUAGUGAGAAACUAAAAACUAUACGUAUAAUGUUUCAGUUUUAUGCAGCACGAAAAGCUGAUAUUAUAGCAAUGACUUCAACUUGUGCAGCUAGAAUUAAUUUUCUAUUUCGUUUGCUCCAAAGUAAAAUUGUAAUCUUUGAAGAGGCAGCAGAAAUUUUAGAGGCACAUGUCCUAGCCUGCUUAACGCCAUUUACCGAACAUGUCAUAAUGAUUGGUGAUCACAUGCAAUUAAAGCCUUAUACCUCUACCUAUCACCAUAGUAGCACUUAUCAAUUGAAUAUUUCUCUAUUUGAACGGUUGUUUGUAAAUAAUAUGAAAGGUCCAACACUCGAUGUACAAUAUCGUAUGCGCCCUUGUAUUGCAGAACUAAUUCAACCAACCUUUUAUUCUGUGCUCAAUCAUGAUGAUAGUGUAAAGAAAUAUCCUAAUGUGCGUAAUAUGGGAAAGAAUUUAUAUUUUUGUACACAUGACCAAAGCGAAUUUCAUUCUCAGAAUGAAUGUUCAAUAUAUAACAAAUAUGAAAUAAAACAAAUCGUAGACUUGGCAAAAUAUUUGAUCACAGAAGCUGCUUAUACUGCAAAUGAUAUUGUAAUACUAAGUCCCUAUGCCAAGCAAAUAGAACGCCUUAAGUCCAUGAUUAAUAAUGACUUCGAAGACAACAAACCAAAAGUAUCCACCGUGGAUAGUUUCCAAGGGCUUGAGGCCAAUAUUGUACUACUCUCAUUGGUGCGAAGUAACACUAAAGACCAAAUAGGGUUUCUCAAAGAGAAGAAUCGUAUUUGUGUGGCCUUAUCUCGUGCCAAGCUGGGCUUAUAUAUAAUUGGAAAUAUGCCGCUAUUGGCAAAAUGCAGUGAAACAUGGCGAUCGAUUGAAGAGAAACUGAUAGCACAGGAGGCCAUAGGCAAUAAGUUUCCAAAAUUGCAUGAGAAAAUACCACUUUUAAGUUAAGAAUAUAAAGUGUUCAACUUAAUAAGAGUAUAAUUUCACUAAAAUUUGAUGUUCACUUACCUUGGGAAUAUUUAAAAUAAUUGAAAUAAAACGAAGAACACUAUGCAUUUUGACAGUU